Molecule: messenger RNA, 1924 nt
Organism: Nematolebias whitei (Rio pearlfish)
Lineage: Eukaryota; Metazoa; Chordata; Actinopteri; Cyprinodontiformes; Rivulidae
Product: patched domain-containing protein 3-like
Exons: 3
Cellular component (GO): membrane
Source: RefSeq, a predicted model, not a curated record
UCUGUCACGUAGGUGUCCUACUACACCUCUAAAUCCAAGCAGGAGGAGAUCGACAGCCACACCACAGAUGGCUUCCCUUUAUUCCUCAUGACUUAUGCCUUUGCUAUCAGCUUGUCAGUGAUAUCCUGCCUGAGAUCGGACAAUGUGAGGAACAAAAUGUGGUUGGCUGUUAUCGGAGUUCUUUCCUCUGGAAUGGCAGUCAUGUCCUCAUUUGGCCUCCUCCUUUACAUCGGCGUGCCGUUUGUGAUAACUGUGGCAAACUCCCCUUUCUUGAUACUUGGAAUUGGUCUAAACAACAUGUUCAUCAUGGUGUCGGACUGGCAGCACUCCCAUGUGAAGGAUCCAGUACCAAAACGAAUGGCUCACACUUACAAAGAAGCCAUCAUGUCCAUCACCAUCACUGCCCUGACGGAUGUCCUUAAGUUCUUCAUCGGUGUCAUGUCCGACUUCCCGUCGGUGCAGUCUUUCUGUCUGUACACUGCCACUUCCAUUUUGUUUUGUUACAUUUACACAAUCACCUUCUUUGGAGCGUCAAUGGCUUUGCACGGCAGGCGAGAGGAAAGCAACCGGCACUGGCUGACCUGCAUGAAGAUACCUUUAGACAACUCAGACAAUCACUCCGAAAUAUACAACAUCUGCUGUGUGGGAGGCUACUACGAUAAGGACACAGGAGCAGAGAAAAAACAAGUAGCAAGUAAAUUUUUUAUGGAGUACUAUGGCCCGUUUUUAACCAAACCGCUGGUCAAAGCUCUGGUCAUGCUCCUUUAUGUGGCGUAUUUAGGUACAAGUAUUUUUGGGUGUUUCCACAUUCAGCAGGGGAUUGAGCUUUAUGAUCUGGCAGCCGAUAACUCCCACGUUACAAGAUUCAUCAAGAAGGACCGGCAGUAUUUUUCUGACUAUGGUCCAUCUAUUAUGGUGAUCGCAACAGAGGAAUUCCCAUACUGGGAUCACAACAAACGGUGCCAGCUUCAAGCAUGCAUAGAGGACUUUAAAGAGCUCCAGUUUGUGGAUCGGGACAUUUAUACCUCCUGGUUGGACUCUUAUCUCCUUUACGGACAAGAGAGGCAUCUAAACUUUGACGACAAAGAUGCUUUUCUUUCCAAUCUGCCUCCAUUUUUUGAUUCAUACCCCCUUUUCAAGCAAGAUGUGAACCUGACUGGUGCUGUCAUCCACGCAUCCCGGUUCUUCAUACAGACUAUUAAUAUAGCUAAUGCUAGCAAGGAAAUAGAAAUGCUUAAAGGCCUCACAUCUGUUGCAGGCAGAUGCAGAGUUGCAUCUUUAUCGGUCUAUAACCACGAGUUCAUCUUCUUGGACCAGUACAGUGUUGUGGUGAGCAGCACCAUCAAGAAUGUCAGCGUGAUCACAGUUGUGAUGCUGGUCGUCUCUCUCCUGCUCAUUCCAAAUCCAAUCUGCUCCCUAUGGGUGACAUGUUCCAUUGGUUCUGUGACGGUCGGCGUAACAGGGUUCAUGGCGCUUUGGGACAUCGGUCUGGAUUCAAUAUCCAUGAUUAUUUUUACCGUCUGCAUCGGCUUCACGGUGGACUUCUCUGCUCACGUGGCUUACGCCUUCGUCUCCAGCAAGAAGUCCAAUCCUAAUGAAAAGGCUGUGGACGCUCUGUCCAAUCUGGGUUACCCCAUACUCCAAGGAGCAGUGUCCACCAUUUUAGGGGUGUCGGUGUUAGCCAUGUCUGAAUUCAACACCUUCAGAACCUUCUUCAAGAUCUUUUUUCUCGUCAUGUUCAUCGGGAUGGUUCAUGGACUCGUCUUCAUCCCGGCAGUCCUGUCAACUUUCAGUGCGGAGAAAGAUGAAAAGGAAGAUUUAAAAACAAGUAAAUUUUGACCACUUAAAGUGUAGUGGGACAUUUUAGGCCAAAGGAUUUGUUUACAUCCUAUUACACAUGUUGAAAACAUUUAUUUUUAGUUAC